Paramecium sonneborni is the source of this 956-nucleotide messenger RNA. NCBI's taxonomy places the organism in Eukaryota, Ciliophora, Oligohymenophorea, Peniculida, Parameciidae. The record is from the annotation of a GenBank genome assembly.
AUGUUAAAAUAAAUUGAUAAUAGAAAAAAUGGAGUGACAAUUGAUAAAGAAUUCAUUCAAAUACUUGAAAACCAUUAGUAUUUAACCAGUCCUCAUUUGAUUUUUUUUUAAUAAGUAUUUUAUAAGUAUUUUUCGAAUCGAAGAAAUGUAAAUUCCACAAUUAUUUUAGGUAUUUUUGGUUGAUUGUUAUUUCUUUGCUGAAUUUAUGCCCAAAUUAACAAGCUAAUUACCAAGCAAUUUAAUUGACAUUCAAAAAUUAAACAAAAUCAAAUAAUAGAUAGACGAUAAAAAAUUAAACGAGAAUUAUCUAACUUCUAAAUCAUUGAUUCAAACUAAAGACUAAAAGAAUCAAUAAAUACAACAAAAUUCUUCAGUUCCAGAAAACUAAAAGAAAUAAUUUUAAUUUGAAAUCCUUAGCGUUAAUUAAGAUAAAUAAGUUGAUGAAGGCAUUUUUAAAAUGUCUAAAUUAGAAAGUCUUCUUUCUAGUUAAUCGUUAAACAAAAAUUAUUAAAAAGGAGAUUCAUUAAUUAAAUAUGAUUAUGCAUACUUUCCAAUAAACUUAGGAAAUUAUCAUUGGAUUAGUGUAUUGGUAUAUUUUCGAGAAGGCAUUAUUAUAUAUCAAGAUUCCCUAAAUGGAUAUAAUGCAGAUAUAAUAGCUGGAGUUGAAAGAAUUCUAAAAUAUAAAAACACAUAAAAAAUAGAUUGGAAAAUAUAAAAAAAUAGUCCUAGACAAUUUGGAACAUCUGUAAAAUGAUAGUUAAAUUUUUAGGAUUGUGGUGUUUUCGCUUUAUAUGCUUUAUUUUUUCUUUAUACAAGAGGUGAAUUGAUUAAAAGUGAUAGUUAUUCUUAAACUUUUAUAACUAGAGUUAGACAAAAUUUCGCCACUUUAGCAAAAGCAGAAUUGAUUCAAAAUCUUAAUGCUGAAUAAGUUUUGAAUAUUGUUAACAAAUAAUGAC